Molecule: messenger RNA, 1530 nt
Organism: Mercenaria mercenaria
Lineage: Eukaryota; Metazoa; Mollusca; Bivalvia; Venerida; Veneridae
Exons: 6
Coding region: 193-1383 (396 amino acids)
Source: RefSeq, a predicted model, not a curated record
AUAAUCCGGGCUGGAUUUACAGAUAUACUCUCACACUCUCGUUAACAUUUAAUUUGCAAUCACUAUCUUGUCUUCAUUCAUCUACCUUUCUCAAAUAUGUAGCAUGGUUUUAUUCUUUAUUAAUGCUGAUGUGAUUUACAUUUUGUGAUAUUCUACAGUAGUUUGAGAACAGUAGAACCGGAAGUUACUAAAAUGAGAUUCUUCUUGUCUUUCGUCGCGGUUUCCUUUUUUCAGAUUGUGUACGUUUGUUGUACUGGCCAGUUUUAUGUUGGUAUCCUAGGCUACAAAAACAACAGCAUUGAUGCCACGUGCUGUUCUAAUAACACGUGUGAAAAUACUGUCGGCUGUGCUGUUAUUUUUGAAAUAGUGGUGGAUGGUUUAAACAGUUCACUCGGACCUGUGUCGAGUCGACUAUCUGAUACAGCAUUAUCCCCUGCCCAAGCCGAGGCGAUCCAGGGAGAGUCACUCAACAACCCAUUGUCUUUCCAGUUCAGCAAAUGGCCGGGUGGAGCGGAUGUGACGGUGAAUGUACUUGAUGGCGAGACGCUUGUCGAUCAGUUCAACGAUUCUAUAACGCUGCACACCCCCGGUACCUAUUACGUGUAUAACAGUCUUGCAGACGACACCAACACAUCUUCAUUAGUCAUCGUGUUUAGAUACGGAUGCGGAGCAACAAAGGGACCGUCAUGUUUUACUGACUGCGCCGAUCACAUGAUGAAUGAAACGUGUCCGUCGACGACGCCAGCACCUCCCGACAUCACCACGUUUACAGGAUUUAUGGACCAGAAAUGUGAAACUACCGAUGCCGACGGAAAUACUAUAACCCUUAACUGCACUACAGGCGCUUCUGCAAUGCCGACAAUCACGGAAAAAGAAUCAACCAAUACAUCGUCAUUGCCCGAGACAACAGAGAUGCCUACAACAGUUUUGUCAACAAAUGUAACUGAAGCUGGAUUACAAAACAAUUCUACCUCACAAACUCCGCAAGUUGUACCUAGUACAGAAACUCAAAAUAAUUCCAUAAUAACUAGGAAAGUUUCAACAAAGCCAAAUGUUCGAAACAGUUUGUCACAUCCUACAGAGAACAAUUCGCAAGGUCCCAGAAGCGAGGACGUUACAACGUCGACUACCCCGGGUCAUGGGGUACCGACUGUAGACGAGGACCCAGUAGCCUACUGGCCAGGUAUUGUAGGAGGCGUCCUCGGCGGGGUGGCAGUGUUUGCAGCAGCUGCAUUUAUCUGCUAUUGGAAUAGACAAAGGAAAUUACAAAAAAGACAAGAGAUAUACAAUGUGAAUCCUAAAAUUCUAAGAAAUUUUGAAGAAUUUGAAGAAAAUGGCACCUCGGGUAGAGCAGACGUUCCCAUGGAAACCGAACAAUACUAAUACAAACUGUACAAAUCAUUGCCUGUAUAUAGUGUAUAAAAAUAUUUCCUACAACGCAAUUUUUUUGAUGUACAUAUAGAAUAUAUUACCAUAUUGUUGAGAAUAAAUAGAAACGGUACACUUAUCUUGGUAGUUUUUGACAAGUGU